Galeopterus variegatus (Sunda flying lemur) is the source of this 2132-nucleotide messenger RNA. It is a transcript of the gene TLR2, whose product is annotated as toll-like receptor 2. Gene Ontology annotation, cellular component: membrane. The record is from RefSeq and is a predicted model, not a curated record. Bases 141 to 1214 code for a protein of 357 amino acids. Gene Ontology annotation, molecular function: triacyl lipopeptide binding; protein binding; transmembrane signaling receptor activity. The transcript has 2 exons. NCBI's taxonomy places the organism in Eukaryota, Metazoa, Chordata, Mammalia, Dermoptera, Cynocephalidae. Gene Ontology annotation, biological process: toll-like receptor signaling pathway; inflammatory response; immune response.
CCUGUGAGGAUGCCUGGCCUUCCCUACAAACCUUAAUUUUAAGACAAAAUCAUUUGAAAUCAUUAGAAAAAACUGGAGAGACCUUGCUUACUCUGGAAAACCUGACUAAUCUUGAUAUCAGUAAUAAUAAUUUUCAUUCUAUGCCUGAAACUUGUCACUGGCCAGAAAAGCUGAAAUAUUUGAACUUAUCCAGCACACAAAUACAGAGUUUAACUCACUGCAUUCCCCAGACACUGGAAAUUUUAGAUGUUAGCAAUAACAAUCUCAAUUCGUGUUCUUUGAUUUUGCCACAACUCAAAGAACUUUAUAUUUCCCAAAACAAGUUGAAGACUCUACCAGAUGCCUCCUUCUUUCCCCUGUUAAUAGUCAUGAAAAUCAGUAGGAAUACAAUAAAUACUUUCUCUAAGGAGCAACUUGAUUCUUUUCACAAACUGAAGACUUUGGAAGCUGGUGGCAACAAUUUCAUUUGCUCCUGUGAAUUCCUGUCCUUCACUCAGGAACAGCAGGCCCUGGCUGAGGUCCUGAUUGACUGGCCAGAAAACUACCUGUGUGACUCUCCGUCCCAUGUGAGGGGCCAGCAGGUUCAGGACACCCAUCUCUCAGUUUCAGAAUGCCACAGGGCAGCACUCGUGUCUGGCAUGUGCUGUGUGCUUUUCCUGUUGAUCCUGCUCAUCGGGGUUCUGUGCCACCGUUUCCACGGACUGUGGUACAUGAGAAUGAUGUGGGCCUGGCUCCAGGCCAAAAGGAAGCCUAGGAAAGCUCCCAGCAGGGACAUCUGUUAUGAUGCAUUUGUUUCUUACAGUGAACGGGAUUCCUACUGGGUGGAGAAUCUUAUGGUCCAGGAGCUGGAGAACUUCAAUCCGCCCUUCAAGCUGUGUCUUCAUAAGAGAGACUUUAUUCCUGGCAAGUGGAUCAUUGACAAUAUCAUCGACUCCAUUGAAAAGAGCCACAAAACUGUCUUUGUGCUUUCUGAGAACUUUGUGAAGAGUGAGUGGUGCAGGUACGAGCUGGACUUCUCCCAUUUCCGUCUCUUUGAUGAGAACAAUGACGCUGCCAUUCUUGUGCUUCUGGAGCCCCUUGAGAAAAAGGCCAUUCCCCAGCGCUUCUGCAAGCUGCGGAAGAUCAUGAACACUAAGACCUACCUGGAGUGGCCCAGUGACGAAGCUCAGCAGGAAGGGUUCUGGUUAAAUCUGAGAGCUGCAAUAAAGUCCUAGGCUUGUAUUAGGGGCUAGUCUUGGUCUAGUUGUGGGCUUUCUAUCGCUAGUUGUACCGAAAUUCAUUCUGAUAUGAUUGUAUAAAAACCACGUGAAUGUACCGUCAUUUGAGGACUUUGCUUAUUAAAACUACUAAAACUUCUUUUACUCAAGUGCUGUUUUAUAAAAACUGAACUGAAGAUUUCCAAAGACUGUGUCAAGUCGGUCGGCUUUCUGUGAAGAGACUCACCUGUGGCUACACAGGGCAUUCUCCACACAACCCAGAUGGCACUUCUCUAUGUGACUGCUCACAAGAGCAGCAUGGCAAAACGUUUGGGGCAUUCAGCCACACUUGUUGCUUUUCCUAGAAAAAAGUGCUGUCUGUCCCCAUCUACCUUUACAGGAUGCAAAAUAUCCAGAGGGUAUAUUUUCAUGGGAACUGGGUCUUUUUUGGGUAUUUGAUAGGUUCCUCCAGCCAUAGACUUGAGAGACUUGUGUACAUAACACAAGGUACAGUAAAUGGUAUCUUUCCACAAAAACAAAACUACUCAGGUAAAUAAAAUACUCAGUUUAGAAGAAGUUGAAAGAAGCCUCCCCUGUCCUAACUCUCAUCUUCCUCAGCCUUCAACCACUUGUUAAGUUCCAACUAGUGUUAGUUGCUCUGGCUCUCAGUUCCUGUUUUCUAGUCUACCUUCCGUAUUUUGUGGCUUUUUUCUUCUUUGAAGUCGUCUUGUUUCUAAUUCUAAUAAGGCCUUCCUUUUCUUUUCCUUCUGAAAAUUUAAAAAAGUACAUGUGAGCUAAAUAGAUCCUUAAAAAAGCAUAUACCUAGAAGGCCCUCAUAAUUACUUGAAAAUAGUUUGAUACACAAUAAUUUAAAGAUAGACACCAUAUGUUAAUUUUUAUAAUCUAGAUUUAAUAAUAAAUUACAUUUUGAUGGAA